Molecule: messenger RNA, 1803 nt
Organism: Venustampulla echinocandica
Lineage: Eukaryota; Fungi; Ascomycota; Leotiomycetes; Helotiales; Pleuroascaceae
Exons: 3
Coding region: 1-1803 (600 amino acids)
Source: RefSeq, a predicted model, not a curated record
AUGGAGGGAAAUGCGAAUUUCAUUCCGCUUGGUGCCGUGGGCGAGACGGCCUACUUUGAUACCGGAGAAAAACAAAAAGUUGUAGGGAGCACGAAAGAGGAGAGAAAGGAGAUUGCCCGUCGGAUCCGACUCGCUGCGAAGAAGGAGAAAAAGAAGAUCAAGUCCGAUGCGAAGAAACAGCGCAAGGAAAAUGCUGUUAUGCACAGACGAGCUACAAAAAAUCCCGAGAAGUAUACGAAGAACAAAGACCGCAACACGACCCGUGCGAUUGAGCAAGAGCGCUACAAGAUCCGUAUGGAGGCCGUUCGUCAAGCCGAAAGACUGGCAGCCAAACAUGACCCAAGCGGCAAGAUAUUUAAUGUCGGGGAGGUAAUUGUCUUGGAAGAUGGGAAGGUGAAGAAUAAGGAGAUCUGGAAGAGGGCGGAAGAGGUUAGAAAAGCGAAGGAGGCCGGGGUCGAACUGAAGAGGGAGCCAGCGCCGUCAAACCCCACUGGGGCCAUGAAUGCAGAGGGUGUGAAUCCAGAUCGUGUAGCUUUGAUACAGACAGGCCACGAGCCAGCCAGGCCUGGACAACGGAAAAUCAGCAAGAAGCAGCAGAAGAAAUUGGCUUCCUUACAACCGAGGCCAUUGCCUCCAAAGCCGGUUCUUCCUGAGGGUAUCGACCUGCCAGAGGGCGAGGAGAAUAUUAUCGCUCUGUGGGACAUAAGUGAUCAGGAUGUCCAACAUAGGCUAUCUGCGGCUAAGGGUAAAAAGAAGCAAGCAGCUAAGGCUUUGAGAAGACAGCAGAAGGAACAGCAGAAGUUCAACAAGGCUAUGAAGAUUAAGAGGAAGCAGGCUGCCAACCAGGGUGUCAUAUGGGAUCCUGAGAAGGCGAAGAAGGAAAUUUUGGGCGAGAUGAGUGAGGAGGCUGGUUCAGACUCUGACUCGGACUCGGAUUCCGAUUCGGACUCUGGCUCUGAUUCUAGCUCAGACUCUGAGGAUGAUGUGAAGGAGAAAUCCAAGACGGAAGAUGCCAAAGACAAAGCUACCGAGUCUAAGAAAUCCAAGCGCUCAGAAGAUGAAGUUGCUGAGGACGAGCCAAAGGCCAAGAAGAGCAAGAAAUCGAAGUCCGAGUCCGACGACGUUGAGAUGGCUGAUAAUACGGAGUCAGCUGCGCAACCCGAGACCACCCCAGCCAAGAAGAUGAAGAUAAAAGACAAGCAUAGGAAUGUCCCCAAGGUGAGACCGGAUCUCUUGAAAUCAGAAGAGGUUGAGAAGAGAGUCAUAAAAGAGCAGAAGAAGGCAAGAAAGGAUCUGAAGCGCCAGGAGGCAUUAGCGGCCGUUCAAGCAAAGGAGGAGACGGAACGCAUCAAGCGCAGGGAGGCCAAGGAUGCUAAAAAGCGUAGUGGGCGACCUGAGGAAACGGAGGAGGUAGAGUCUCAGGAACCUAAGGAAUCCAAAAAGCGAAAGCGCUCCUCCAAAGAGCAACCGGAGGACGAGGAGGUGGAGACAACUAAGAAAUCCAGCAAGAAGCACAGGCAGUCGGAAGCUGUAGAGCCACCUACAAAUGGCCACGUGCCAAACGCUGAACAAUGGAACCCCGACGCUCUCUCUGGUGAUGCUGCCCGCAAGGAAAAGUUCCUCCGACUUCUCGGAGCUGGCAAGAGCAAUGGAGUGGUCGAGGAAGCCGCGAAAUCCAAAAAGUCGAGCAAGAAAUCCGCCGAGGAGAUAUCACGUGUCCAGAGUGAGUUGGAGAGGCAAUAUGAGGCUGGUAUGAAGAUGAAGCAUGAUGGGCAGGGGAAGAGACGCGGUCUCGGUGCGUGA